GAAAUACCAUACGAAUUACCUCCAAAUGCCACACAUAUAAACAUGGCUUGCAACUAUUUGAGCCAAAAUAUCCCUCAUUCAUUAUCAAACAUGAAAAAACUAAGACAUCUGUGAGUUACAUUCAUAUUGAUUUGAUUCCAAGCUUGAAAGGGGAGCUGCUUCAAAUUUUCUUAUCACAUUUGAGUAUGAUAUAAUUAUUGAAUUUUGAAAAUGGCAGUGAAAUUAACACUUUUUUGUCUUGCAGGAAUUUAAGCCACAAUUUCUUGUAUGGACCAAUUGGCAAUGUGUUCACUGGCUUAGAUAAUCUCAAGGAAAUACUUGAGAAGCAAGAAAAGGAUGCUAAUUUGGAAAAGAAAAUAAAUGAUCUGUCACCUUGUGGGUACUUCUGAUGCUGUUGCUUCUGCUGAGAAACUUAUCAAUGAAGUCCUUGCUGAGGCUGAAGCCGGGGCUUCUGCCGGUGGUGGUACUAGACGGAUGGCUGCACAAUCUGGGGGUGAUGAAUUUUCGAUGCAAAUCCCAAACAAUAAGGUCGGCCUUAUAAUUGGUAAAGGAGGAGAAACAAUUAAGAGUAUGCAAGCUUCUACUGGAGCACGGAUUCAGAUUACUUUUAAUGUUAAACACCAAUUGCGAAUGGAAGAUCGAAUUUGGAUCCAACUCCAAUCCGGCUCAGAAUUCCGGUGCGGUGGAUUUUCAGAGAAUCGCAGAGUCAUCAUUGCGGUGGUUACGUGGCGAAGUGGUCACGCGAGAGGGAAGUGA
Molecule: messenger RNA, 756 nt
Organism: Lathyrus oleraceus (garden pea)
Lineage: Eukaryota; Viridiplantae; Streptophyta; Magnoliopsida; Fabales; Fabaceae
Exons: 7
Coding region: 361-756 (131 amino acids)
Molecular function (GO): RNA binding
Source: RefSeq, a predicted model, not a curated record